AUGAGUCCCACCCACAGGCCAGCGUUACCUAUUGAGUUCUAUGAAGAUAUCCUGAUUACUGAAGAUUCUUGUGGCUACUGUCCGCUGUCCAGGACCAGAAGCAAGAUGUUCAGAGAGAGGUUUAAAGCAAGUAAUUUGUCUUCACGCCUAAAAAACACCAUGGAUCAACUGGAGAAAAAAAAAAAGACAAAAAGUACGGGGAUGGAGAUAACCAGGAACGACGUCAUAAAUCAUUUAAAGCAAAAGAAAACCCUUCUAGCUGAAGUGUGCGUACAGCGCAUCAUUCGGGAGGACAACUUGUUGGUGGCCAUGGAAAUCGUACAAAUGUUAUGUGAUGUACUCCACAAAAAAGUCGGAUUGAUAGAAUCAAAACCAGACGUUGAGGAAAGCCUGUAUGAAGCCGUGUCCACUGUGAUCUGGGCGGCCCCCCAUCUGGUGACGGAGGCCCCCGAGCUGCAGAAUGUGUCUCAUCAGCUCUGUCUUAAGUACAGCAGGGAAUAUGGAAACCAGUGCCGCUCGGGAAAAACAGGAUUUGUCAAUAGCACAGUAAUGCAGAAAUUAAGUGCCGAAUCCCCUUCCAAAUCCGAGGUGGAGAAACGCCUGUGUGAUAUCGCCAUGCAGGCUGGGGUUGAGUACCAGUCCGGUCCUGGAAGAUCUGGUAAUAGCCCACCUUACCCUGGAGCCAGUACGCCAUAUCCUCAAACACCAUUGCAGAAAUUUCCUAAUCCGGAGAAUAUAAUGGAGGAAUUAGGAAUUGAUUUAGAAAACAGUUUGGAAACAUCAAGUCAGAAGCCAGACCCACCUUCUUUUGAUUGUGUCCCUGGUUUUAAAGAAGAAGUGUUGAAUAACAGCGAAAAAGAUUAG
Messenger RNA from Rana temporaria (common frog), 864 nucleotides. RefSeq names its product IST1 homolog. The transcript is spliced from 9 exons. The record is from RefSeq and is a predicted model, not a curated record. Bases 1 to 864 code for a protein of 287 amino acids. Lineage: Eukaryota; Metazoa; Chordata; Amphibia; Anura; Ranidae. Gene Ontology annotation, biological process: protein transport.